This is a messenger RNA of Rhineura floridana, 3177 nucleotides long. Its product is annotated as vomeronasal type-2 receptor 26-like. Gene Ontology annotation, cellular component: membrane. Gene Ontology annotation, molecular function: G protein-coupled receptor activity. The transcript is spliced from 8 exons. Bases 1 to 3177 code for a protein of 1058 amino acids. NCBI's taxonomy places the organism in Eukaryota, Metazoa, Chordata, Lepidosauria, Squamata, Rhineuridae. Gene Ontology annotation, biological process: G protein-coupled receptor signaling pathway. The record is from RefSeq and is a predicted model, not a curated record.
AUGGUGGUGGUGCUGUUGCUGCUUGUACUACUGUGUCGUAGCGUAGGCAAGAUACAUUCUAUUAACUGCAGCAUACAUGAUGAUCCCCUUCCUAUUCUUCAUGAAUUUUACCAGCCAGGAGAUCUUCUCAUUGGUGGGAUUGUUUCUCAAGUCUUCUUCCUCUAUUACAAUCUCUCUUUCAUGGAACUGCCUACGCAGAUAUUGAUUGAUGAACCCAUUUCAGUACCUAAGGAUUACCAGCACAUCCUGGCCUUUGCAUUUGCUAUCAAAAAGAUCAAUGAGAAUCCAAAUAUCUUAUCAAAUAUCUCUCUGGGAUUCCAUGUCCUCAAUAGCAACUAUGCUGCAAGGAUGACCUAUAAGGCUACCCUCAGCCUGAUUUCUACACACCACAGGUUUGUUCCAAACUUUAAAUGUGGCACCCAGAACAAUCUAAUUGCUCUAAUUGGAGGAUGUGUUUCUGAAAUCUCUGCCAAUAUGGCCAUCAUCUCAGCAAUCCACAAGACUCCACAGAUGGUCCCAAAUGAAGCCCACCAGUAUAAGGGAGUUGUGUGGUUACUUCAGCAUUUCAGAUGGACAUGGGUUCGGAUCUUAGCCGUGGAUGAUGACAAAGGGGACAGGUUUUUACAAAUAAUACUGCAAAUGUUUUCCCAGCAUGGCAUUUGUUAUGCCUCCAUAGUAAAAAUACCAAAGCGGGAUUAUAUAGAUGAGUUGAUAGACUUGCUUUUACAGCAGAGAGAAAACUAUGAAAUUCUCACUGAAAGAAAAGCCAAUGUAUUCUUUGUAUAUGGCGAAAAUCCAUCCUUUCAGGUUUUGAGAAUGUUGCUGUUCAUAGCACCCUUCUUCUCAUUGCCACCUCUGGGUAAAGUAUGGAUUAUUACCUCCCACUGGGAUUUUGCAUCACUUCCUGUUCAAAAGAUAUGGGAUAUGCAAACCUUCCAUGGUUCCAUAUCCUUCACAGUUCAUUCAAAUCAGAUAUCAGGGUUCCAAAAGUUCAUUCAGAAGAUAACACCCUUCUGGGCUAAAGGAGAUGGUUUUAUCCAGGACUUCUGGGAACAGUCAUUCAGCUGUUCAUUACAAAAACCUAAGGGACAAGAGGCAAAGAAGAAAUCCUGCACUGGGGAGGAGAACCUAGAAAGCCUCCCUGGAGUUUUGUUUGAAAUGAAGAUGACUGGCCACACUUACAAUGUCUACAAUGCUGUCUAUGCUGUGGCACAUGCUUUGCAUGCCAUAUACAAAUCCAGCUCCAAACAUAGAAGAAUGGCAGAAGGAGAGAGACUGUCAUUUCAAAAUGUACAAUCAUGGCAGGUCCAUCAUUUUCUAAAGAGUAUCUUAUUCAACAACAGUGCUGGAGACACUGUGCACUUUGAUGAAAAUGGAGAAUUAGUUGUAGGUUUUGAUGUUACAAACUGGCUGAUGUUCCCCAAUGGCUCAGUGGUUAGAGUCAAAGUUGGAAGACUGGAACCUCAGGCUUCUCCAGGCAAACAGUUAACUGUUCAUGAUGAUCAAAUUACCUGGCAUCAAAGCUUUAAUCAGGUGCUGCCCCUUUCUGUAUGCAAUGACUACUGCUAUCCCGGCUACAGCAGGAAAAAGAAGGAGGGGGAGAAAUUUUGCUGCUAUGAUUGUGUUCCAUGUCCAGAAGGGAUGAUUUCUGCCCAGAAAGACAUGGAUGCCUGCAUCAACUGUCCUGAAGACCAGUUUACCAACAAAGACAAAACUCAGUGCAUUCCCAGGGUUUUAAGUUACCUCUCUUACAAAGAAGAUUUAGGGUUCAUCUUAACUACCUUGGCUAUUUCUUUUUCUUUUCUCACAACAUUAGUACUUGGAAUUUUCAUGAAGCACAAGGACAGUGCCAUUGUGAAAGCCAACAAUCAGACCCUCACCUACAUCCUCCUCGUUUCUCUCCUUCUUUGUUUCCUCUGUUCCUUCCUCUUUAUUGGACAGCCUGGAAAAGUGACCUGCCUUUUUCAACAAAUAGCUUUUGGCAUCAUCUUCUCUGUGGCCCUUUCCAGCAUUUUGGCAAAAACUAUCACUGUGGUACUGGCAUUCAUUGCAACCAAACCUGGAGGAAGGAUGAGGAAAUGGGUAGGGAAAAAACUGACAAAUUCUAUUGUAUUUUCUUGCUCCUUUAUUCAAGCUGGGCUUUGUACUUUUUGGUUAAGUACUUCCCCUCCAUUCCCAGAUAGGGACAUGCAUUCAGUGAAUGGGGAAAUCAUACUGGAAUGCAAUGAGGGUUCAGCUACAAUGUUUUACUGUGUCUUGGGCUAUAUGGGCUUCCUGGCCAUUGUCAGCUUCAUUGUGGCUUUUCUGGCCAGGAAGUUACCUGAUAGUUUCAAUGAGGCCAAAUUUAUCACUUUCAGCAUGUUGGUGUUUUGCAGUGUUUGGUUGUCCUUUGUUCCAACCUACCUGAGCACUAAAGGAAAAUACAUGGUGGCUGUGGAGAUAUUUUCCAUCUUGUCCUCGAGUGCUGGUUUACUGCUUUGCAUCUUUUCUCCGAAAUGCUACAUUAUUUUGCUGAGACCUGAGCUGAAUAAUAGGGAGCAAAUAAUGAGUAGAAAAAGUGAAAGGUUUGUAUGCAAGACAUAUUCCAUUAACUGCAGCAUUUGUGAUGAUCCCCUCCCUAUUCCUCAUGAAUUUUACCAGCCAGGAGAAGUUGUCAUCGGUGGGAUUGUGUCCCAAGUCUUCUUCCUCUAUAACAACCUGUCUUUCAUGGAACUGCCUACGCAGAUAUUGAUUGACGAACCCAUUUGUAAUAUUUAUUACAGUUCAGUGCCAAAGAACUACCAGCACAUCCUGGCCUUAGCAUUUGCCAUCAAAGAGAUAAAUGAGAAUCCCAAAAUCUUAUCAAAUAUCUCUCUGGGAUUCCACAUCCUCAAUAGCAACUAUGCUGCAAGGAUGACGUAUAAGGCCACCCUCAAUCUGAUUUCCACACAACAUAAGUUUGUGCCCAACUUCAAGUGUGGCAACCAGAACAAUCUGAUAGCUCUCAUUGGAGGACGUGUCUCUGAAAUCUCUGUCAACAUGGCGCUCAUUUCAGCAAUCCACAAGACUCCACAGGCAAGUUGUAUGGGUGAGGAUGUGGAGAUUUCACCACUGUGGCACAACAUCCUGAUUUCAGCAAAUCAUAUGAUAAUGAUUCAAGUGAUCUUAUGGUUAUCUAACUGGUUAAAGGCAGACUAA